Messenger RNA from Clunio marinus, 7411 nucleotides. Lineage: Eukaryota; Metazoa; Arthropoda; Insecta; Diptera; Chironomidae. The record is from the annotation of a GenBank genome assembly.
AUGAUUGGUGGCGGCAGACACAUGGCUUCGCGCCGAAGGGGAUCAAGCCCUAUAAUUCGGGGGUUGAGUAAUGUAGAUGUUCAUGAAACAAUACAAUCUAAAACAGGAGUUUCACCAAGAAGAAGACGUGCUGUGGCUGUAGGAGAUCACAAGUCAUGUGCUUUAAUUCAAACCAGAUUAAAAUUAGGAGAGUUAGUAUUGGCAGCGGCUCAGGAGGCUGCAAUAGCUGGGCAAUCUUCAAGCGGUCGACAAUUGGAUCGCAAAUUUGCGUUUCACUCAGCUGAUAAAAUGGGAGUUCCAAAAGAUCAAGGUCCACCGAACAGUGGUCCUACAUCACUGUUUAUCCUUUCUGAAGAAAAUCCAAUAAGACGUUACACAAAUUUUAUUAUCGAAUGGCCGCCCUUCGAGUACGCUGUUCUUUUGACAAUCAUAGCAAAUUGCGUAGUUCUAGCAUUGGAAGAACACUUGCCAAAUGGUGAUAAGACGAUAUUGGCACUUAAAUUGGAAAAAACGGAAGUAUAUUUCCUGGCCAUCUUCUGUGUAGAAGCAUCCCUUAAGAUCCUUGCCUUGGGUUUUGUGAUGCAUAAAAACUCAUACCUCAGGAAUAUUUGGAACAUAAUGGAUUUUUUCGUUGUAGUAACAGGGUUCUUGACAGUCCUCCCUGAUGAUUGGGUAGGUCUAGGAGGCUUAGAUCUCAGAACGCUGAGGGCCAUAAGAGUUUUAAGACCCUUGAAAUUAGUGUCUGGAAUUCCUAGCUUACAAGUAGUAUUGAAAUCGAUUAUUAAAGCUAUGGCACCUUUACUUCAAAUUGGCGUUUUGGUCUUAUUUGCAAUCGUUAUAUUUGCAAUUAUAGGACUUGAAUUUUAUUCUGGUGCUUUGCACAAAAGUUGUUAUAGUUUAGAGGACAUAAAAGAAUUAUUCAAAGAAGGGGACUUUCCAGUUCCCUGCAACGCAGAUAAUAAAACCAUAGCACCGGCUGGCGCAUACACGUGUAACUAUAAUGAAAGUACAUGUAUAGAGCAAUGGGAAGGACCGAAUUAUGGCAUUACAAGUUUUGAUAACAUAGGAUUUGCUAUGUUAACGGUUUUUCAAUGCAUUACAAUGGAAGGUUGGACUGCAAUAUUAUAUUGGACGAACGAUGCAUUAGGUUCAACAUUCAAUUGGAUUUAUUUUGUGCCCCUCAUCGUUUUGGGUUCAUUUUUCAUGCUUAACCUAGUUCUUGGUGUUCUCAGCGGAGAAUUUGCUAAGGAAAGAGAGAAAGUAGAAAAUAGACAAGAGUUUUUAAAGUUGAGACGACAACAACAAUUGGAAAAAGAGCUUAAUGGUUAUGUUGAGUGGAUUUGUAAAGCUGAGGAAGUAAUAUUAGCCGAGGAAAGAACCACAGAAGAGGAACGAAUGCACAUAAUGGAAGCCCGACGUAGAGCUGCAGCAAAACGUAAAAAGCUCAAAAACUUAGGAAAGUCAAAAUCAACCGACACUGAAGAAGAAGACGUUGAUGACGACUGUGGAGAUGAUGGCAACAUGCUUUCAAAGAAAGAGCUAACAACUCCAAUGCUUUUAGAAUUUCUGUACUCAGCAAGAUGUUUUCUAAAGUCUAAAGUGAAAACAUCUGGAAGAUGUCAAAGCUUUUGGCGUGCUGAAAAACGUUUGAGAUUCUGGAUAAGACAUACAGUUAAAACUCAAUGGUUUUAUUGGUUCGUUAUUGUGCUCGUAUUUUUCAAUACUGUCACAGUUGCUGCUGAACAUUAUGGUCAACCGGAUUUCCUUACAGAGUUUCUACAUGUUACUGAAUUCGUAUUUCUAGGAUUAUUCAUGAUGGAAAUGUUUAUCAAAAUGUAUGCGUUGGGUCCUCGAAUCUAUUUUGAAUCAUCCUUCAACCGUUUUGAUUGUGUCGUCAUAAGUGGAUCAAUUUUUGAAGUAAUCUGGUCAACAGUGAAGGGUGGAUCCUUUGGGCUAUCGGUUCUUAGAGCCCUUCGUUUACUCCGAAUAUUCAAAGUUACCAAAUAUUGGUCGUCUCUUAGAAAUCUCGUCAUAUCUCUGCUCAAUUCAAUGAGAUCUAUCAUUUCACUGUUGUUCCUUCUGUUCUUGUUCAUUCUCAUUUUUGCUCUUUUGGGAAUGCAACUUUUCGGUGGUCAAUUCAAUUUUGCUGAUGGAACACCUCCAACAAACUUUAAUACAUUUCCAAUAGCUUUGUUGACUGUUUUUCAAAUUCUUACCGGGGAAGAUUGGAAUGAAGUUAUGUAUUACGGAAUAGAAUCACAAGGUGGACAUUCUGAAGGGAUGAUUUAUUCAUUAUACUUUAUAGUUUUAAUGUUAUUUGGUAAUUACACACUGCUAAAUGUCUUCUUGGCUAUCGCUGUUGAUAAUUUGGCCAACGCUCAAGAACUUACAGCUGCUGAAGAAGAACAAGCAGAAGAAGACAAAGAAAAACAGCAAAUGGAAUUGGAUAAAGAGAUGGAAGCAUUACAAAACCCUGAUUUAUCACCGUCACAAGGAAGUUUACCAACAGAUUCAGCUCAUAAAAAACAUCACAAAAAGAAAGACGAGAAGAAAGAAGAAGAGGAAGAAAUACUUGAGGGUCCAAGACCUAUGUUGCCCUACUCAUCUAUGUUUAUAUUAUCACCAACAAAUUUCAUUCGUAGAGGAGCCCAUUGGGUUGUCAACUUGAAGUAUUUCGAUUUUUUCAUAAUGAUUGUUAUAUCAUUAUCAUCAAUUGCACUCGCUUGUGAAGAUCCGGUCGAUGAAUACUCAGAAAAAAACAAACUUCUUAACUAUUUUGAUUACGGAUUUACUUGCGUAUUCACGAUAGAGUUGAUACUUAAAGUUGUUGAUUUGGGUGUCAUUCUCCAUCCUGGAAGCUACUUACGUGAGUUCUGGAAUAUUAUGGAUGCUGUAGUUGUUGGAUGUGCGGUUGUGAGCAUUGGUUUUUCUAUAGUUGGUCAUGGUGAUAGCGAAAUGACGAACAAUCUUUCAACCAUUAAAUCAUUACGUGUUCUUCGAGUUCUACGACCCCUCAAAACUAUCAAACGUGUUCCAAAGUUAAAGGCAGUGUUCGAUUGUGUCGUUAACUCUUUAAAAAAUGUUAUAAAUAUUCUUAUUGUGUACAUACUUUUUCAAUUUAUCUUCGCUGUCAUUGCUGUUCAAUUAUUCAAUGGGAAGUUUUUUUGGUGUACAGAUGAAAGCAAACAUACAGAAAAAGAUUGCCAGGGAUCAUACUUUAUAUUCGAUAAUGAAGAAAUGCUUCCGAGGCAAGAAAAACGCAUUUGGGACAACCAAAAUUUUCAUUAUGACAAUGUCGCUACCGCAAUGUUAACAUUAUUUGCUGUACAGACCGGUGAAGGGUGGCCACAGGUACUUCAAAACUCAAUGGCCGCUACUUACGAAAAUCGUGGUCCAAUUCAAAACUUUCGUAUCGAAAUGUCCAUUUUCUACAUUGUCUAUUUCGUCGUUUUUCCAUUCUUCUUUGUUAACAUUUUCGUGGCCUUGAUUAUCAUAACAUUUCAAGAACAAGGCGAAGCAGAAUUGCAGGAUGGAGAAAUAGAUAAAAAUCAAAAAUCGUGUAUAGAUUUUACAAUCGGCGCAAGACCAUUGGAGAGGUAUAUGCCAAAAGAUAGAAACAGCUUCAAAUACAAAGUGUGGCGAAUUGUAGUAUCGACACCUUUCGAAUAUUUCAUCAUGAUGCUGAUCGUAUUCAAUACCCUUCUUUUGAUGAUGAAAUAUCAUCAACAAAGCAAAAAUUACGAAAAAUCACUGAAAUAUCUCAACAUGGGAUUUACUGGAAUGUUUAGUGUAGAGACUAUACUAAAGAUUAUUGGAUUUGGUGUAAAGUUCCAUGAUGCACCGCCAUUAUUGAUUGAUAUCUUGACCUACAUGAAUUUGGUAUUUACUUCAUUCUUUUUACUGGAGACGAUUUUAAAGCUAAUGGGCUUUGGAUGUAAGAACUUUUUCAAAGAUCCUUGGAAUGUUUUCGAUUUUAUAACAGUAAUUGGAAGCAUCAUCGACGCUCUCGUUUUAGAACUUGGUCAAGAAAACUCAUUUAAUGUUGGCUUUUUGAGGCUCUUUCGAGCUGCACGCUUGAUUAAACUUCUACGACAAGGAUACACAAUCAGAAUUCUACUAUGGACUUUUGUUCAAUCAUUCAAAGCGCUGCCAUAUGUCUGCUUAUUGAUAGCAAUGUUAUUUUUUAUUUACGCUAUAAUUGGAAUGCAGGUUUUUGGAAAUAUAGCUCUCGAAGCUGGUGGUGGCUUAACUCGUCAUAAUAACUUCCGCACUUUCGUGCAAGGGUUAAUGUUACUAUUCAGGUGUGCUACAGGCGAGUCGUGGCCGAACAUUAUGCUAGCAUGUCUUAGGGGUAAACCAUGUGAUCCGAAUGCAAAAAAAGAUGGUGAUUCAUGUGGAUCUUCACUUGCGUACGCAUAUUUCGUAUCAUUCAUCUUCUUUUGUUCAUUUUUGAUGUUGAACUUAUUCGUUGCUGUUAUUAUGGACAAUUUUGACUAUUUAACAAGAGAUUCUAGUAUAUUAGGAGCUCAUCAUCUAGAUGAGUUUGUUAGAAUAUGGGCCGAGUAUGAUCCAAAUGCGACCGGCAAGAUCCACUACACCGAAAUGUAUGAUAUGUUAAAAAAUAUGGAUCCUCCCCUAGGAUUUGGUAACAAAUGUCCGAAUCGGCUUGCCUAUAAAAAACUGAUUAGAAUGAACAUGCCCAUGGAUGCAGACGGUAAAGUGAAUUUCACGACUACCUUGUUUGCAUUAAUUCGUGAAAAUCUAAGCAUAAAAAUGAGAACUGCGGAAGAAAUGGACCAAGCAGACUUAGAACUUAGAGAAACUAUUACACACAUUUGGCCUUUACAAGCAAAGAAGAUGAUAGAUCUUCUCGUGCCAAAAAGUGGAGAGUUAAACGCUGGUAAAUUAAGUGUUGGUAAAAUAUAUGCAGGCCUUUUAAUCUUGGAAUCGUGGAGAAAUACCAAGUUUGGCCAAUUAGAGACUGACGCAGCGAAACCAUCACUGUUCACAACCAUAUUAGACAUGGCAGCAUUAGAAAAAACAGGAUCACGCGCUGGUUCAUUAAGCUUAGAAAAUGAAAAUGUCAGCUCACAAACGCACCUUCUAUUCAAUCAUCAUCAAAAUGGUGAAUUAGAUCAUACUAGUUUGGCAAGUUUGGCAAGACGCACCACAAUGAAAAAGCGAUCUUUCAGGAAAACGGAUUUACAUGGUGAUACAUCAAGACAUGCAUCAAUGGAAUCUCUUACUGGUGAUAGGCACCUCCACCCUGGUAGAUCAUAUAAUAUUCAUAGGAGAUCUCCCAGUUUGAGGCAAUAUAGAUUAUUUAAUUUCUUGUUGAUUAAUUUUCUAAUAGCUCAUACUUGUUUUAUUAUCUCUAGACGAGACCAGUCAGCAUUAGUACGAACACCAAGCCCUAGAAGACAUUUACAUCACGAUAUCGGAUUUUCAGAUACGGUUUCAAAUGUAGUUGAAAUCGUAAAGGAGGAACACAGAAGAGGUAGACCUUAUGGACAUGGCCAUAAAUAUAAUAGAGGUUCUUGGUCAGCAUCAACGAGUCCUGCUCGUUCCCCAUCUUCGCCACGUUCACGUUACACGAAUGGUAUUCAUAGUUCUUCACAUCAAAGGAAUAUUCGACAAAAUCAACUUUUCUAUAAAGGAUAUGGUACUACUAGUUUAAUGCAAAGAUCUCGAUCGCCAAGUCCAGCUAGAGUACAAGAGAUGCAUGACAGGAAUCGUUAUUAUAGAAAUGAAAUGGGUACACAUUCAUUUAUUUUUAUUCUUACACACAUUUUUUUUAUUCAUAUUCAUUGGAUAUAUAUCUUAUCUUUCAUGACAUAUCUAUUUAUCUGAUUGUAUAUUUUUAAUGUUACAUUCAUGACACCAUUAUUUCAAGAAUUUUUCAAUGAAAUUUUUACUGACAACUUUUCAAAAUUUACAAUUUUAGGUCAUCCAGGACAUGUAAGUCAACAUAGCUAUCCAGUUUUAAUGACUCGUCGCGGCGGUCAAGGAAGACGUCUACCACCAACACCAAAUAAGCCAUCAACAUUAAAACUUCAAUCGACAAAUAUAAACUUUCCCAAAUUAAAUGCAAGUCCAACGCGUUUGCAUUCAGCUCACAAUACACCCCAUAGUGUUCAAUCUUUACCACACUCUAGAGAAUUUCUUCAUGGUGAUCAUCGUGAUAUGUAUUUUAGAGGAAGAGAUAGAUAUCGUGAUUAUAGUCACCGCUAUGAAUUCCGUGAUCGAGAAAGAGAAGCAUAUGAGCGGGAGCGUGAACUCGAACGUGAGCAUGAACGAGAGUAUGAAAGAAUGGAACAUUCAGUACCGUUAUCAUAUGAACAAGCAUUGACAAUGGGACGUACAGGCCGAAUUCUUGGGUCACCGAUUCUCAAUGGUGGCUAUAAGUCAAAAGGACUUCAUGCACGACACUCAGAUUCUGAUGAAGAGGACUGGUGCUAGCAAAACUCAAACAAACAAACAGAAAUUAAAGAUCAAAUUUGGGUUUAGAUAUCUAAAAGUGUCAAACAUUAAAAACCAAGAAUAAGAGUUUAUAUAGUGAAUAACAAGAAAAUAUCUAACUAGAAGAAAGGUAAUGCAAAAAAUAUGAGGCUACAUUAAAAUAAUGAAAAUUAAUAGUGUAAAUGAUGUUUUCGUAAGGUCCUUACUCGUCCUGAAUUGAAUAAUUAAUUAUAAUAAAUAGAUGUUUUUCAAAAACAUUUAAUACGGCGAUGAAAAAAUUGUAGCUGGAAUAAAAAAGAAACUUUUUAAAACCCAGUUCGAAAUAUAAGCUAGAUAAAGCAGAUCGAAAUAUAUAAAGUAAAUUAAUAAUGAAACUUUUUACUAGCGAAAAUUGUGUGUACCUCUCAAAUAGUUCACAUUUCCUCAAGAUAAAAUAGAUUUACAGCUUUGCAAAAAAAAAUACUUAGCUUUAUUUAAUUUACAACAUUAUUCUACAUACAUACAUUAAGAAAGUUCAACAUGUAAAACGAUACACGAAGCUUGAAAGACAAAUGUUUCUACAUAGAAUUAUGAAAUUAAACGAUCAACCGAUAAAAUGAUAAAGAUUCGAAAAAUUUCUAAAACAAUGAAAGAUGAUUAAGAUAACGUACGUAUAAGAGAAUAAAAUCCCAAUUAAAUACAAAAUUUUUGAUAAAACAUUUUCUCUCUAAAACAUUUUUUCUCAUUCAUAUGAACUUUCACAAUUUAAAUAAAAAAAAGGUCGUUUGCUGUUUUGUUUGCUGUAAGUUAGAUUCUUAAACUGAAAAUUAUAGCGUUUUUAAUUUCAAUUUAGUUUUUCUGAAUAAACUUCUAGUGACAAUUAAUUUAUUGCUUAAACAGUUAACUUUACGUUAUUUUAUUGAAAUUAAAAAUAUUCAUUGAGUUAGAAAAACCCUUUUAAACAAAAAGAAUA